GCGUAUCAGGCGAGGCAGCCAGCAGACAAGAAGGACGACGACUUGGCCGACCCGAUCUGCGCCGAGAUGCUGUUCUGGCAGUCCGUGAAGGACAACGGGUUCGCCUGCCCGACGAGUGGCAAGGUCCACGCCAUCGCGGGCAGGUGGGAGCGCGCCAAGAAGUCGAACCCCCAGCUGAAGGCCGAGUACAAUGGCAUCAGCUGCCCCAAGGCGCAGGAGAAGUUCAGGAAGGAGUGGGCCAAGAACAACUACGACAAGUACAUGAGCGAGCGCAUCGAGACCCAGAAGAAGACGAAGUCCUCCAGCACCGUGAGGAUUGCGUGGCUUGAGGGCGGAGGUGCCGAGGGGCUACGUGCCGCCAUCCAGAAUGCCAUGUCGUGCCUCACUGCUGGCCAGGAGAACUACGAGUACCAUGAGAAUACCCGCAAAAUUCGCUGGGCGUACUCGGUCAAUUCGCAGACAGACACCAUGCAGCGCGAGUGGGAGAUCAGGCAGACUUGGAGGUACGAGCAGCACAGGAAGAAGCAGACGGAGAUCGUCGCGGCGCAGAUGCCUUCUGGCGGAGCACUGGCGGCCUCGGGUGGAGCACAGGCGGCCGCGGCAUCUGAGGUGACUCCCAACACGAGGCCGAGGGCGAUCGAUGGCUCGGAGAGCGCCGAGAAGGCGGGCCAGGAGAUCACUACUGGGGGCUCGGGCAAGGGCAAGGGCAAGAAGCGCACGCACACUGACGGGCAACAUGAUCCUGGCCCACGGACGCCUGCAAGGCCAAAGGCCAAGGCUAAGGUCGAGAAGCCACGUGGGCUUGCAGCGAUCAAGGGCACGAGCGAGACCAAGGCGAAGGUGAUGAAGGGCCAGUACUCAAUCGUGCUGAUGCAAGCGCAGGAGUUCUACACAAAAUUGACCACCCAGAAGAAGUGGUCGUGGGCUGAGGAGGACAAGCAGCAGAUGAAGAAAGAGAUCGAGCAGCUCGAGCAGAUCGUGCAGAGCGACCCGUUCCACGUUGGUUUCUUGAUGUCGGUCGAUUUCAACGAGUUCAAGAAACAUUACUUGUCGAAGUAUUCGAAGGAGGACUUCCAGGUUCGUUUGGAGAAAUUCAACAUGGCGAUCGACUCCCCGCUCCUCAGGGUCCUGGACAUGAUGUCGGCGCUCGCGAAGCAGCAGGCCGUCCGCGAGGAUCAGAGCAGGGGCAGCGCGUGA
This is a messenger RNA of Prorocentrum cordatum, 1197 nucleotides long. NCBI's taxonomy places the organism in Eukaryota, Dinophyceae, Prorocentrales, Prorocentraceae. The record is from the annotation of a GenBank genome assembly.